AUGCCUCUCAAACACCGUCUCUUCAAGCUCUCCAAGUUCACCAGCAGCCUCCCCUCCACCUACUUCGAGACCCUCCCCCCCGAGAUCAUCCUCGAGCUCAUCCUGUCCCUUCCGAGCUUCGGCGACCUCAACGCCCUCAUCAGCGCCUCCCCCCACACCCUCCGCAUCUUCAACGCCUACACCACCACCAUCCUCAACCGCCUCUCCCGCAACAUCAUCGGGCCCGAGGCCUGGCACGACAACGUCGUCGUCCUCAUCUGCCAGCGCCACGACCUGCCCGUCGCCGAGCCCAACCGCCUCAUCAAGGACCUCACGAGCCAGUUCGCCUUCAACCGCGCCGACAUCCCGCACAUGGCGUCCAACGAGCGCGUCUACCGCGCCUGCUCAAAGCAGCUCAAGGCCGCCACCGAGUCCGCCCCCUCAUUCCUCGACGCCCCCUUCGCCUUCCGCAACAGGCCGGACGGCGCAGCGCCACUGCAGAUCUCGCUGCGCAACACGCCGGGGUGCCCGCGCGGCGGGGUGCUGCCGAGGAGGAUGUUCUACCGCGUGUGGGUGUACUGCGUGGCGACCAAGUUUGAGAAUGUCGGCUUUCCCGUCGAGUAUUUGUCGUGUGCGCAGAGGAUUGAGCUGAGGCUGGUGCAGUAUCUGAUGAAGCCGAGGGAGGUCAAGAGGAUCAUUAACUAUGAGCUCAUGGAGGGGUUUAAGGGCAGGAGGCCGCCGAGGUUGAAGAGGUUGGUGGAGGCGGUGAAGCCGCAUGCGGAGAGGGCGUGGGAGAGGGUAUUGGGGCUGCCGAGGGAGGCGGUGGAGGGGUGGGAGGAGUUUAAGGCGCUGGGGAAGAGGGGGUUGUGGCAUAUUAUCGAGAACCUUUAG
Morchella importuna is the source of this 870-nucleotide messenger RNA. RefSeq lists its product as uncharacterized. The transcript has a single exon. NCBI's taxonomy places the organism in Eukaryota, Fungi, Ascomycota, Pezizomycetes, Pezizales, Morchellaceae. The coding region runs from base 1 to 870 and encodes 289 amino acids. The record is from RefSeq and is a predicted model, not a curated record.